AAAAUUCCCCCUUGUUGCCUGUGUGCAGAGAGAGAUCACCUACAAAAUACCUGCCCAGCACGAUUUUGUUUCAACUGCUGUUUGCCUGGACACUGUUCUAGGGAGUGCCUUGAGAGAGCUUAUUGGCAUAAACAUUGUAACCGCUGUGAUAUGAAAGGCCAUUAUGCUGAUGCUUGCCCAGAAAUAUGGAGGCAGUAUCACCUAACAACCAGACCAGGAUCAAUCAAGAAGUCCAGUUCGUAUUCUGAGCAUUCUGCUUUGGUGUACUGCUACAACUGCUCCCAGAAAGGACAUUAUGGAUAUGAGUGCUCAGAGAAGCGGAUGUACAAUGGGGCAUUCCCUUCUUCCCCAUUCAUCUACUACUAUGAUGAUAAGUAUGACAUCAAGAGGAGAGCUCAGAGGGCAAAGAGAAAGGUUGAAGAACUUCAAGAAGCCGGCCUUUUGCCAGCGCAGUUCAAGAGACUGCGCAAGGAGGAAGAGCGCAGGGGACAGUGUCUUAAGAAAAAGAAAAACCUUUGGAAAGAGCAUGUCAAGAGUCCUAAAGAAGAAAAGCGCCACAAAAAGGCCAAUAAAAAGUCCUGGGCAGAGGAACGCAAAGAGAAGAAACACAAGAAAGAGGUCCAAAGGAAUAACGACCAGGAGGAGGACUUUCCUAGGGGGGGUAGAACACACUCCCCUAAGGGCAGCACAAAGCAUCACAGCUCUGCCUUCUCUCCACAUGGCAGGAAAACAAAAAAUGGCCAGGAACUGCUGGAUGCAGCUAAAAAGAAGAAGAAAAAGAGAAGGCAGAGAAACAAGAAAGACAGUAGUUCCACCAUUGAUGAGAGCUUAUUCCUUAUAAAACAGAGGAAAAAGAAAUCAAAACAGGAAUCCAGCUGCUAACCUGUCAACAGAAAGCUACGGUGGGAGGGGGGCGUAACUCACCACCGUUUUGCCAUGGUAUUUUUCUGACCCUGUGCUAAGAUGUAGAAUUUGAAUCCACCUUUGCAUACAGGCUUGGAUGUGUAAAACCAACACGACAAAGAAUACUGAGCUUGUGACUCUCAGCUUCUUAAAGAGAGUAUUUGCCAACGGGUAGGAAGUGGUU
Molecule: messenger RNA, 1087 nt
Organism: Terrapene triunguis (Three-toed box turtle)
Lineage: Eukaryota; Metazoa; Chordata; Testudines; Emydidae
Product: zinc finger CCHC domain-containing protein 7-like
Exons: 5
Coding region: 151-882 (243 amino acids)
Molecular function (GO): zinc ion binding; nucleic acid binding
Source: RefSeq, a predicted model, not a curated record